AUGAUGAUGAUCGUUUUCCCAUUGAUGUUGAUCAUUCAACUAUCGCAUCAGCAAACAUACAUAGAAAAUCCCUACUAUCCACCACAUGGAUGUUUGAAUUACGGUUAUGGCGACGAGUAUUAUUACGUAUGUGCAUCAAGCGACUGCGUUUGCAAUAACGGAACGAGCGGUACUUCAUGCAGUGUAGUUGAGGACCAAUGUGCUACAUUAGACCCUUGUCCCAGCGUCGGUGGAAGUCACUACACAUGCACACCUGGCGUUGGCUCGUACAAGUGUGAGUGCGCCAGCGGAUACACAGGAGAAAAUUGCGAUGAAAGUGAGAUUUCCUGGUUUUCUCCUUUUUCAUAG
Cooperia oncophora is the source of this 348-nucleotide messenger RNA. Lineage: Eukaryota; Metazoa; Nematoda; Chromadorea; Rhabditida; Trichostrongylidae. The record is from the annotation of a GenBank genome assembly.